UUCCUCUAACUUGUCACGAUUGGACAGUGGCGGUGGGUUUUUUUUUUCGGUGUGCGGAAACGAGGGGUCGCCACUUUUCUUUUUUUUCCGCGUCAAGUUCGUGCCAGAAACUUUUUUUUCUCUCCUCUCCUCUUCUUUAAAAAAAAAAAAAGAAAAAAAAAAGUGGGGCAGACAUUGGCAACACGCUCACAAUGGAAGCCACCGAAGCGACGUUGUGUGCCUCGUACUCUUCUUCCCGUUGACUUUCUCUUCUUUUAGUUUGGUUCGCCAUUUUCGACUAACUUUUUUUCUUUAGCUUUUACGCCACAUUUCCGUUAUGCGAAGUCCAAACUGUUGUGUUGUCGACGUGCUGCGGUGGGUGCCCAUCCGAGAUAACGGAGAACUGAUUCUCAGCCGGUCUGGUAACUGCAAUGAAUGGUAACACAUUCCAUCCAGCCAACACCAGUGCAACAUCAGGAGGCGGCCCUGGCGUUGCAGUGCCCCCGAGAGGCUGGAGAGAGUUCUGCGAGCUGCACGCCAUCGCCACUGCGCGCCAACUUGCGGGACACUACCGGUGCUUUGCCAAGGAGCGCCCCCAACAUGAGGUUCUCCCACCGGAGACGUUCUCCAAGCAGUUCACUGACCUCUUCCAGCAGCACUUCACAUAUGAGGUCGACACAGAUGGCUCUCUGCUCCAGCAGAGCACCUGCCCCACCGCUGCCAGUAAUUCCGCUACAGUGGCCCCUCCCAUUCCUUCGCAGACCAUGAUCGGUCGAUUACGGAUCACCUCUUUGUCUGGGGUGCAAGACUACCGGGAGGCGGGUCGACAAGCCGGAGGAGCCGCUCGCUUUGCGGUGGUGUCCCCCAAAGUUGAGCCGGUUGUCGUGUGCAGGGAACAAGAGGAACUUCUGCGGUGUGCCCCAGGAAACCCCCGAUCAAGAAACCCAGUGCUGCUCAAGGGCUUGACCCGUAGUUUCGGAAGCGGGUCGGUGCUGUUCCACAGCCGUAGUAACGAGGAGCUGUCCGGCACAGACAGUCGACAACCAUCUGACUCCUCAGCCUCCAAUCCUGCACACGAUGUCACACACUUUUCCGUUAGUCAGAUUCGGCAGUCUGUCAGGCGGCUUUUUAAGAAACGGCCUCUUCCUAGACCCCCCUCAUCACAGGACCUGUCUGCCAGCAACCCUACCCAUGCCGUCAUCAGCCCCUCAAACAGUAGUGAUAGAGUCAGCAGUGUGCGCUUUACGUCUGAGCAACCCUCCUCUUUCUUACAAACCCGCUCUUCACUGAACUCUGUUGUGGCGCCUGCAGCUUCACCGUCAUUAUCUGGAGUAGCUUCCAGCUUCCUGGAUCGUUUCCGUUGGUUACGCAGGUCAGAGUUCAACAGCUGCUGUAAAGAAGGUCAGCUGAGGUACUUGCUCGUGGACGACACCAUCUCAGACUCGCAGCCGCGCUGGCAGCGCUGCCGCCUGCUGGUCAGGAGGAUCAGGGACUCUGAAGGCAGAGGAGGCGAGAGCUACCAGUUGGAGCUCUAUGAUCCUCCAAAGGCAUCCGGCCCCAAACUGACAACUCACUGCUCAGAUAUCCAAGAAGUCCGUCGCUGCAACCGGCUGGAAAUGCCCGACAACUUAAACACGUUUGUUUUAAAGGUUAACCGAGGCAGUUUGAUAUUUGAGACGGACAACGACCAGCAGGUCAGCUCCUGGACCACGGAGAUAAAAGAGUGCAUCAGCAACAGGUCGGCAGGUGUGGCCCUGGAGCCCCUCCCUUCCCCGGCUGACGGCUCUGUUUCGACCAAUCACAGGGCGAGCUUUGAUUUGGGAAUUCAGAGCGAGUGGCGGCUCGGCUCCUCAAACCUGGUCCCACAAACACGUCCUGUAACAAUUAGCUGCCCGGUCCCCCUGACUCUGGGGGAGCCCGUCCUCCAUAAGACGGAUCACUUCCUCUUUUCCUACCCAUGGUUCCACGGGCCCAUCUCCCGGGUCAAGGCGGCCCACUUGGUUCAAAGCUCAGGCGCCGAGGGACACGGCAUGUUCCUGGUGCGUCAGAGCGAGACGCGGCGAGGAGACUACGUCCUCACCUUUAACUACCAAGGCAAAGCCAAGCACCUGCGCCUGUCGCUGACAGACGGCGGACAUUGCCGGGUGCAGCACCUGCGCUUCCCUUCCGUCAUGGAGAUGCUCAACCACUUCCAGCUCUCGCCGAUCCCGCUCGAUUGUGGAGCCGCGGGCGCCGUCACGCUGUCCAGCUUUGUGGUGGCGGGCUCCAAUCCUCCAUCACAAGGUCAGCACCGCUGGAACUCAGAGCCCAGCUUGGCUCACUGCAGCCUGUCUCGCAGCCAGCCACAAUCUUCCUCGUCUACUUCCUCUUCCUCCACCUGUGCCGGCAGCGCUCACGGUCCCGGCCUGCAGCCGUCUCCUCGCGCUAACGACCCGGCCUCGCCCCCGUCGGCUACCACCCCCCUGCGUCGCAGCGAGUCCAUGGGGAGGCGACCGCUGCUUCGCCACAGCAACCCGCACCCCCCCGUCAUCUCCCAGCGGGAUUCAGACUAUGAGCUGGAGCCCGAGCGCGGCCGCAAGCGGGCCAUAGACAACCAGUACAUGUUGCUUUGACCUCUUCUGGAGCUGAGGUGCAACUGCGAGAGAAAGUGUGAUUCCUUGUCUGAUUUGGGCGGCUGUCACAAGCGUCCACAGUGAAUGUAUGUCAAAUGGGGGAGAGAACAGUCUAGUCUGGGCAAGCAAAGAAAACAUUUUUUAUAGAUUUUAUAAUGGCGCUAGAAGCUAGCAACUUCCCAACCAGCAGGGGGCAGCAAAAGAGCAGGAGUACCCGCCACCAGUGAUACAAUGAAAUGCUAGCUUAUCACGAGUCAAAGGUGAGUGCCGCACUUUUAUUUAUGAUCCACUAUGAACUGGGACGCAUUUUGUUGUUGUUACUUUUGCUAGCUUUCUGGGCUGCUCUUUUAAGAAAGAGUACCAUUUAUUUUUGGCCACAACUCUUAUGUAAACGCAAACCCCUUCGCACUCUUGUUUUACAACACCCUGUUCUUUUUUUUCUAUAGCACAUUAUUUUAUUUUGAGGUACUUUUGGCGAGACAGAAUGUGAGCAAGAUUAAGAAGAUCCGUCUAUAACGUCUUAGUUGCGUCGACAGCACCAAAUUCAACUUUUUAUCCUGCCAUCCCAUCCAUUUUCUACCACUUAUUCCCUUUGGGGUCGCUGGGGGCGCUGGUGCCUAUCUCAGCUACAAUCAGGCGGAAGGCGGUGUACACCCUGGACAAGUCGCCACCUCAUCGCAGGGCCAACACAGAUAGACAGACAACAUUCACACACUAGGGCCAAUUUAGUGUUGCCAAUCAACUUAUCCCCAGGUGCAUAUCUUUGUGUUUGUGAAAAUUGGAAUUUCGACAUUCUUAUUAGGGAAUGUUAAUGGACAUAAGGAUCAGUCAAUUCAUUGAGCAUGGCACUGCAUGACUUGGCCACAACCAGCAAGGGGACUGUUGAGUCAGUGUCAUGUGACAAUAUUUCCCGUUUAAUGGUCAUAAAUACAAAAAGAAUGCCGGCAAUAAGUCGAACACGUUUCCAGUGAGGGUUGGACUCCGCCAAGGCUGCCCUUUGUCACCGAUUCUGUUUAUAACUUUUAUGGACAGAAUUUCUAGGCGCAGUCAAGGCGUUGAGGGGUUCUGGUUUGGUGGCCGCAGGAUUAGGUCUCUGCUUUUUGCAGAUGAUGUGGUCCUGAUGGCUUCAUCUGGCCGGGAUCUUCAGCUCUCAAUGGAUCGGUUCGCAGCCGAGUGUGAGGCGACUGGGAUGAGAAUCAGCACCUCCAAGUCCGAGUCCAUUGUUCUUGCCCGGAAAAUGGCGGAGUGCCACCUCCGGGUUGGGGAGGAGACCCUGCCCCAAGUGGAGGAGUUCAAGUACCUAGGAGUCUUGUUCACGAGUGGGGUAAGAGUGGAUCGUGAGAUCGACAGGCGGAUCGGUGCGGCGUCUUCAUUAAUGCGGACGUUGUACCGAUCCGUUGUGGUGAAGAAGGAGCUGAGCCGGAAGGCAAAGCUCUCAAUUUACCGAUCGAUCUACGUUCCCAUCCUCACCUAUGGUCAUGAGCUUUGUUCACGAGUGAGGGAAGAGAGAAUUGUGACGUCGACAGGCGGAUCAGUGCAGCGUCUUCAGUAAUGCGGACGUUGUACCGAUCCGUUGUGGUGAAGAAGGAACUGAGCCGGAAGGCAAAGCGCUCAAUUUACCGGUCGAUUUACGUUCCCAUCCUCACCUAUGGUCAUGAGCUUUGGGUCAUGACCGAAAGGAUAAGAUCACGGGUACAAGCGGCCGAAAUGAAUUUCCCCCGCCGGGUGGCGGGGCUCUCCCUAUGAGAUAGGUUGAGGAGCUCUGUCAUCUGGGAGGUACUCAUAGUAAAGCCACUGCUCCUCCACAUCGAGGAGCCAGAUGAGGUGGUUCGGCAUCUGGUCAGGAUGCCACCUGAAGCUUCCCUAGGGAGGUGUUUAGGGCACAUCCAACCAGUAGAAGGCCACGGGGAAGACCCAGGACAUGUUGGGAAGACUAUGUCUCCUGGCUGGCCUGGGAACACCUUUGGAUCCCCCGGGAAGACCUGGAUGAAGUUGCUGGGGAGAGGAAAGUCUGGGCUUCCCUGCUUAGGCUGCUGCCCCCGUGACCUGACCUCGGAUAAGUGGAAAAAGAUGGAUGGAUGGGUCAUAAAUACAAAAAGAGAAGACAAGAAAUGUUGCUAGGUCAGUGUUUUGGGGGUGGGUAGCUUGGUGGACUAGUAGUUGGCCUGAGUGCUCACUAUUUAUAUUAGAAUAUGACAUAACAUUGAAGCUUAACUCCUAAUAUUUAUCUGAAAUGUGGACCAUCACGUCUUCCAGCGGUGUAGUACCAGGAGUGACGUGUUGGGAGCGCAGUGGGCUGUAGACCCAAGAUGAGUGCCGGAAAAUUGACGGAAGAAGCCACGCUAAUACAUAUUUUAUGUCCACCUGGGUGGUUAUUUAUUGCCGACUAUCGCGACAAAGAUGCAUUCCUUAGCAAUAAUGUAUCUGCCAUAUGUUAACGAGUUGGUCGUCCAUUUAUAAAGUAGGGAUAUGUCGCCGUAUUAUUUUUUUUCCCGUUACUUCAGGUUUCUUCAGUCAGCUCGCUUCCUGAUUGGCCAUCGUCAUUCACGUGACCAUCCUGACGUCUUACGUGUUGACAGCAUUAUUAUUUUACAUGACGUCAUAUUCCCAACCCUUUUAAUCGAUGCUUACUUAAAAUCCAUUUAAAGUUGCCAGAAUGGACUAACUGACUCAUGGUUUUAAGUUGGUGUCCCAUGCUGCGUUCACUUACAAGCUCGCACUGUUAAAGCAGCCAUUACUCUUUAGACUAAUCAUUGUAAUCAAGCAUUAAGUUGUCUAAAGCGCCCCUUCACUGCUCACAUUAACUACCAGCAAGAAAAAGAAAGCCCUUCUUAUUCUUCGUUCAAUAGUCCUCCCCACAUCCAUGUUUUCUGCGAAACCAAAAGUGCUUUAAACCAAAGCAAGUCAGCAUCUUCAUGGGAAAAUGUGCCUUAAAAAUAUAUACAUAUUCGUAUAAGCUUUAUGUUGGUGGAGUUUGCGCUUAAACACUAACGUCCGAUUUAGUUUCACCGUUGCAUUAAAUAUGAACUAUUUCAAUAAGUGACACACCAGCUGAUGGAAACCAGCAACUGUAACAUGUUGACCAAUCGGGAAUUUCUCUUUACUAAGUGGAUAAAAAAUAAACAAAAAAAUAUAGUGCGGGUGUAGAAACGUUGAGCAAUAAUAAUUUAUUAACUACCAUAUUACAUUUAUAACUUCACACAGAGAAUUUGUGGGUUGAUAAUGUAUUUUGAGGGGCUUUUUACAACAGUUCCUCAGAGGUUUUUUAUUUUAUUUGCAUCAAACGCCCUCUUUUUCAUUGUUCUGCUUUUUUUUCCAUUUUUAUUCCUAGUGUCGUUAGCCCCUACCCCAUCAUUGUGCCUUUAUUUGAAAAAAUGUCCAAAUGACUCUUUUGUACGUGUUCUCAAUACUGUUUGUUUUUACCUCAGCACUGUAAAGCUCCACCUUAACAACCACAAAGCUUCCUAAAAAAAAACACUUGUGUUGUCUUUGCAAUCCAUUUCAUUCAGCCUUUUAAAUUAUAUAUCAACUGUAUAUCUGACUAUUUUGUAAAAUAAACCUAACCAGACUAAA
Nerophis ophidion (straightnose pipefish) is the source of this 6164-nucleotide messenger RNA. RefSeq names its product SH2B adaptor protein 3 (gene sh2b3). Gene Ontology annotation, molecular function: transmembrane receptor protein tyrosine kinase adaptor activity. The record is from RefSeq and is a predicted model, not a curated record. The coding region runs from base 411 to 2591 and encodes 726 amino acids. NCBI's taxonomy places the organism in Eukaryota, Metazoa, Chordata, Actinopteri, Syngnathiformes, Syngnathidae. The transcript has 8 exons. Gene Ontology annotation, biological process: intracellular signal transduction. Gene Ontology annotation, cellular component: plasma membrane.